Messenger RNA from Camelina sativa (false flax), 1508 nucleotides. RefSeq lists its product as uncharacterized. Gene Ontology annotation, molecular function: phosphatase activity. Lineage: Eukaryota; Viridiplantae; Streptophyta; Magnoliopsida; Brassicales; Brassicaceae. The record is from RefSeq and is a predicted model, not a curated record.
AAAGACUAUAGUGUCGUAUCUCGUUUUCAUUUCGAGCAAAUUUAUUUUAUUUCCGAGAGAGAGAGAGAGAAGACGGCAGUACGAAGAAAGCGUUUUGAUCGGAGAGUACGAACUAUCCUUGUGUGUUGAGCUAGCUUUUGCAAUUUGAAGGACUCGAGAUCUGAGUAAUCUCUUGGUGUCUCGGUUUAUUCGGUAGAUACUGGAGGUGAAGAGAGCUCCUAGAAGUUACAAAGUUGAUGUUAAUAGGGUUUUUUAAUGGAAGACGAUGACUCUCCUUCUCCUUCUCCGGAUUUGGAUGCACAGAACCCUUAUGAUCGAUUGCUUGCUCUAGAUACAAGUACCGUUGAUUCAAAUUGUAACUUGGAUUCGGUUUCUGCUAUUUAUCUAGCAAUGAAGAGCUCUAAGCUGGAAUGUGUUGAUGAGCGUGGCCAAGAUUCCCUUAUUACCUCUGUAUCCAUGGAGGAUGAAGAGGAUGAGGAACUUGACGAGUUUGAUCCUUACCUGUUUAUCAAGAACUUGCCCAACUUGUCUUCUGUUGUUCCAACUUUUAGGCCGGUCUUGCUUCCUAAACAAACCCGAAGCUGCCCUCCUAUUUCUCUAGUCCUAGACCUUGAUGAAACUCUUGUGCAUUCGAGUCUAGAACCAUGUGAUGAGGUGGAUUUCACAUUCCCUGUUAAUUUUAAUGAAGAAGAGCAUAUGGUGUAUGUGCGGUGCCGCCCUCACCUCCAAGAGUUUAUGGAGAGAGUGUCCCGUCUUUUUGAGAUCGUCAUCUUUACAGCUAGCCAAAGUAUUUAUGCGGAGCAACUUUUAAACGUGAUUGACCCUAAGAGAAAGUUCUUUCGCCAUAGAGUGUACCGUGACUCCUGUGUUUUCUUUGACGGUAACUACCUAAAAGAUUUGUCUGUCCUUGGGCGUGAUUUAUCUCGUGUUAUCAUCGUCGACAACUCCCCACAGGCAUUUGGGUUCCAAGUGGAGAAUGGGGUGCCAAUAGAGAGCUGGUUUAAUGACCCGUCAGAUAAAGAACUCCUUCACUUGCUCCCAUUUCUUGAAAGCUUAAUUGGAGUUGAAGAUGUAAGGCCGAUGAUCGCCAAGAAAUUCAAUCUGAGGGAAAAGAUUGAUGCAGCUGUAGCUGCAGCUGAGUAUCCUGCUGAGGCGGGAGAUCCUUUCGAAAGGUAAAAUCUUUCUCCUAAACCUUGAAGGCAGAAUCUGGGCAUAAGAGCUGGCAUGUGGGUUACAAAUUUCAUGUUCGGUGACAAAAAAGAAGAAGACUUGCUCUUUAAGAAGAUGCUUUGGAAGUGUUUGGUUCCUAUUAACAAGGCUUGGAGGGGAUCAGAUACAUGUUAGAGAUAUAUAUAUGUAUAAGUAUAUCAAUGUUGUUUUUCAUAUUAGUUGGGUUUAAUUAAGAACUUGGUAUACGGAGAAGACAGGAUAGCCCUGUAAACAGUUUAAUGCACAAUAACUGUAAUUUUAUUGUUUUCUGGUUUAUUUACUACUCGUACACUGAUAGA